Lentinula edodes (shiitake mushroom) is the source of this 1242-nucleotide messenger RNA. RefSeq lists its product as uncharacterized. The record is from RefSeq and is a predicted model, not a curated record. NCBI's taxonomy places the organism in Eukaryota, Fungi, Basidiomycota, Agaricomycetes, Agaricales, Omphalotaceae. The transcript has 18 exons. Bases 118 to 1122 code for a protein of 334 amino acids.
CAAAAAUAAUUAGCUAUAAGUAAAGUAGUAUAUAUUCACGGUCGGAGUUGUACUUGAGUCUUUCCUUUCGUUCCCGUCUCCCCCCUCGAAGAGCUCCAAGCCUACUGCGUUUCCAAUAUGACUUCUAAUUCUGCUGACACCUCUGCUGGGAUUGAUAUGUCUGGAAUUUUUGCACCGUUUUUCUGGGGUUUCUUCGUUUCAAUAUUCUUGGGUGGCAUCACAAUUGUUCAGGCAUAUAUGUACUUUCCUCAUCCGAGUGAUAGGAUGUGCGUUCAGGUCAUAGCCGCGAUUAUGCUUAUUUUGGACCUAAUAUCCUCAGCCCUCGUAGCGCAAUCAUUGUAUUACUACUUGAUCCCACAUUUUGGAUCACUGGCACCGCUGCAAUUCAUCACUCCUGAGCUAUCUGCCGAAUGUUUGAUAUCUGGGAUUUUGACUUUCAUCUCCCAGAUGUACUUUGUCUACCAGAUCUACUCGGUCAGACGCGUCGGAAUUUUAGCCUCGACCGUUAUCGGGGUUCUGACUCUGUUUGCCGUUCUUACGUUCGUCGGAGGUAUAGGCUGCGUUGCCACGAUGUAUGUCUUUGCAUAUGGUGUUCUCGCAGAUCGUAACGAGGAUUUCGCGAUAUUUUUUGGUCUUGCCAAAGGGUUCGGUGCUGUGACUGAUAUCAUGGCAACGCUUGCGAUGUGUACAUUCCUUUCAAACGCCAAGACGGGCAUUAGACAAACGGACAAUCUGAUCAAGAGUCUGAUUCAAUAUGUCGUAGAGCGGGGAGGAGUUGUAACACUCAUUCAGACUCUUCUUCUGAUAACUUUUUACGCCGCUCCCACUAAACUCUACUGGUUGGCAUUCCAUAUCAACGUCACUAAGCUAUAUGCCAAUACUUUCUUUUGCAUGCUCAAUGCUCGAAAAGGUCUAUGGGAGAAACACGCCGCAAAUAAUAGAGCAACCGCGAUGGUCUCUAGCAUAGUGACCAACGGAAUCGAGUUCAGAUCCACCAGAUCGGAAGGCAUAUCGACGUUUGGGAGAUCAUACGCGCUUACCCCCAUAGAUGAUCAAAAGUCAUACCCUGAUAUCAUUGAUAUGCCUACGAUCACAAAGACAGUGAUAGUUUCAACUGCAUGAUGAUAGCGUUCCGAGUCAUCCUUUACUGUACAUAUUAGUCUCGACUGUAUAUAUAAUGUAUAAUUUCGGUCAACGUCUGGGUUGCAAUCGCAAUAUACAGGUAUACCACGUUAUUCCCCU